Molecule: messenger RNA, 529 nt
Organism: Hibiscus syriacus
Lineage: Eukaryota; Viridiplantae; Streptophyta; Magnoliopsida; Malvales; Malvaceae
Product: major allergen Pru ar 1-like
Exons: 3
Coding region: 52-528 (158 amino acids)
Biological process (GO): defense response; abscisic acid-activated signaling pathway
Cellular component (GO): cytoplasm; nucleus
Molecular function (GO): abscisic acid binding; protein phosphatase inhibitor activity; signaling receptor activity
Source: RefSeq, a predicted model, not a curated record
UUAUCUCCCUGUGUUUAGUUUUUGUACAAUUUGAAGAUUUUCAAGCUCAUCAUGGGUGUAUUCACGCAUGAAAUGGAGGUUAGUUCCCCACUUCCCACAGGCAAGGCAUUCAAGAGCUUUGUACUUGAAUCGGACACCCUUUUCCCAAAGGCCGCCCCUUUCGCAAUCAAGGGCGUUGAGUACCUUGAAGGAAAUGGUGGCCCUGGUAGCGUCAGGAAGGUCACCUUUGUUCCAGGCUGGGGGUUCGAUUACCUGAAGGAAAAGAUCGAUGAUAUAGACCAAGACAAUUUGUCAUACACGUACACAGUGAUCGAAAGCGAUCUUUUCAAGAACAUAAUUGAGAAAAUCAGCUACGAGACCAAGUUCGCUGUUGCACCAAAUGGAGGAACAACUGUUAAAGUGACCACCCACUUUUACUCCGUCGGCGACAUCGAGAUCAAGGAAGAAGCAGUCAAGGAUUCACUGGAGAAGCGAGCCCGAGUUUUCAAGGCUGUUGAAGAGUACCUCUUGGCAAACCCAGAUGCAUAAA